Messenger RNA from Dermatophagoides pteronyssinus (European house dust mite), 3158 nucleotides. RefSeq names its product phagocyte signaling impaired (gene psidin). NCBI's taxonomy places the organism in Eukaryota, Metazoa, Arthropoda, Arachnida, Sarcoptiformes, Pyroglyphidae. The record is from RefSeq and is a predicted model, not a curated record. Gene Ontology annotation, biological process: N-terminal peptidyl-methionine acetylation. Gene Ontology annotation, cellular component: cytoplasm; NatB complex. Gene Ontology annotation, molecular function: protein binding.
UAUUUUUUACCGAAUCGAAUGCAGUGAAUAAAUUGUUUCAAGAAUUCUAAAUUUUCAUCUUAGUUUUUUUUUGUUGUUUAUAUCGAUAGUAAAUUCUUUUAGUUUUAGGUAAAAUGUCACGACAGAUUCAACCACAACAACAAACAGAGAAUGAUCGAAAACUUCGUCCUGUAUUUGAAUAUCUUGAUAAUGGUUGCUAUAAAAAAUCUUUGCAAGAGAUUGAUAAAUUAUUGAAGAAAAAUCGUAAUCAACCAUAUGUACGUGCAUUAAAAGCAUUAACAUUGAUUCGACUUUAUCGUCGAAAAGAAGCAAAAGAAAUUCUUGAUGAAUUACAUGCUGAAAUGCCAAGCGAUGAAAUGAUUCUGCAGACAAUGUCAAUAUGUUAUCGUGAAGCACAACGAAACGAUUUAAUAGCAUCAUUAUAUGAAAAUGCCUUGAAAAAAGAUCCAGCUAAUGAAAAACUUUUUGCACAUCUAUUCAUGUCAUAUGUACGAUUAAAUGAUUAUAAAAAACAACAAAUGACAGCAUUAAAUCUGUAUAAAGUACAUCAAAAAAAUCCCUAUUAUUUUUGGGCAAUAAUGAGUAUUUACAUGCAAGCAGUAACAGCCGAUGAUAAAACUAUGGCCAAUAAAAUAAUUCUUCCAUUAGCGGAAAAAAUGUGUGAAAAAUUCUAUAAAGAAAAUCGUUUUGAAUCCGAUCCAGAAUAUGAUCUUUAUUUGAUGGUAUUGGAAGCACAGAAAAAAUAUUCACAAAUGAUUACCUUAAUGGAAGAAAAAGAAAUUAAACAAAAAAAAGAUAAACAAUCUACUGAUGAUUUUAAUUAUCAGCUAGAACAUAAGGCAAAAUUAUUACGAAAAGAAAAACGUUUAGCUGAAUGUUUUGAUUGUUAUGUACAAUUAAUAAAUGAUAAUAAUGAUCAAUAUGAUUAUUAUGUUGAUGCAUUCACAUUGGCCUUAGAAUUGGAUCAACAACACGAUGAAAAUUCCAACACAGAAUCUUAUAUGGUUCGUUUAUUAAAAUUGAUACAACAAAUGUGUUUGGAAGGUAAAACAACUUUAUGGAAAAUGAAUGAAGAUUCAGAUGAACAAUCUAAUGAUUCAUUGAAUAAAAUGGUUAGUGAACGUUGUCCACGUAGUCCAUUCAUUGCCAGAAUCAUAGUUAGCAGUCAACUUUUACAUGACAAACAAAUUAAUCAUCCAUCUUUUAAAAAUUUUGUUCAAGAAAAUCCAUUAAUCGAUCCAAUCGAUUUAUGUGUAGAUUAUUAUGAACGUUUCGGUACAAAAUAUGUAUGCAUCAAAGAUUUAAUAUUCAUUCUGGAAAAUAUUGAUAUAAAACGAAUGUCAAUGAUGAACAAAAUCAAUGAUCUAUUGAUGCGAAUGAAAUUAUCACAAACAAAACUGAACAAUAAUGAUAAUGAUAAAGAUUUGAAUAUGAAAUUAUGUUUUGAUUAUAUUGAACAUUAUUGUCGAGAAAAAUUUACCGAAAAUAUUAUUGAUCGUCGUAAUGAGAUCAAUUUAUUUAUCGAUCAAUAUGAACCAAAACAAUGUGCCAAUAAUUCAUCAUUAAUCUAUUUGAUUGUAUUAAAAACAUUGGCCGAUACGGAUAUUUAUCAAACAAAUGAUAAUGAUCAAAUUUUAAGUCAAACAUUAUUUGAUUUAAUUAUUAUUAUUGAACAAUAUUUAUUGGAAAAUCGAAAUGAUUUUUAUGCCAAAUUAUUAUUGGUUUGCCUUUAUAAUUCAAUUGGUGUUGCCUUAUCUAGUCAUAAUUUAUAUGAUUUAAUGGAAAUUAAACUAAUACAAAAUGAUACGAUUGGUUAUCAUUUUUUUCCAUCAUUCAUACAUUGUGCCCUUUAUCAAAAAGUUGAACAAUUUCUUAAUUCUAGUUUUAAAUUUUAUAAUUUUAAUUUUAAAGAGGUUUCAGAUUCAAUAAUUACCUGCUAUAAAAAUGGUUGCUUCACUAAAAUUGAUGAAAUUUUGAAAUUUAAUCAAAAAUUACGUUAUUCAAUUUAUUAUCAUUUAACUUAUGUGGAAAGAUUGUUUAAUAAUCUUUUGUUGGAUUGUAAAAGUGAAAAUUCUUUCAAUGAAGCUGCUGAAUAUCUUUUAACGACAAUUUUUUUAUCAAAAGAUUUUGAUUUGGAUUCAACAAAAAUUCUUGAUAAUCGUGAUUUAAAAAUUCUCAAUUCUUAUCAUUAUAAAAUGAAUGAUUAUGUUGAAAAUGUAAUCAGAAAAGUUACACUUGAACAAGACAAACAAUGGUUAUCAUAUCGAUAUAAUGUAUUGAAAAUAAUUGCACUUGGUGAUUAUUUAUCGAAAAAAAUAUGGACUGAAGAUUUUUCAAUGAUGAAUAAAGAAUCUGCUAAUCACAUCAAUCAUAAUGAUACGCAAACCGAUGAUCACCAUUUGAAUGUUGAAAUGUUUGAAAAUUUAUUUACAGAUUUGUCCAAACAACAUUCUUGUUGUAUGGAAGCAAUACAGCAAAAUUUGAAACAUUGUAUUGAAGGUCCACAACCAUCACGGUUGAACACUUUUUUUGCCAGCCAAUUUCCACAAUUAAUUCAUAUUUUAUCGAAUGGAUUACUCGAAAUGUUUCGAUUCAUUUCUGGAUCAUUUGAUAAUGAAAAAUGUUGUUUUCAAGAUGAAAAUUUAUUUAACAAAUUAAAUGAAGAAAUUCAAACGGCUAUUGUUGAAUGGAAACAUAAUCAAACAUUGAAAGAUGUGUAUAAAUUAUUCGGUCGAAUUAGUGUUUGGAUAGAUGUAUUGAAUAUUGCCGUAUUAUUGUUUUCAUUGAUCAUCGAUGGUCAACGACGUUUGAAUAAAAUGAUGAAAAAAUGGAAAAAAAGAAUGGAUGCAAAAAAAUUCCAAAAUGUUGAACAAUUUUUCAUUACAUUUACAAAUGCUAUUACAGCUUUACAUUCAAAUAUGGAUGGCUAUUUUAAAUCAAUUAUUACUAUUAUACAAGAAAUUGAAAUUAUGUCGCUGGUCGAUUCAUAUCAAUUUAAAUUUUCGCAAAAAUUUAAUAUUUCCGAUACGGUUAUCGAUACGAUACGAACAAAUAUUCGAACAAGUUAUGAAAAAUCAUUAUCAGAAAUGUCACAAAUUCUACAAAUGAAACAUAAAUAUUUGUCCUCAUCGAUGAAUCCUUCCUCUCAAUAAUAAUUU